AUGGCCGCGACGGCGUGCGCCUACAGCUACCAGGCGGGCGGGCCGGCGCAGGUUCGGCUGCCGGACACGUUCAUCGACGACGUCGAUGGCGCCGUCCAGAAGGCAGAACAGACGCCGGCGCCGGCGCCUCCGCCGCCCCCACUGCCACAACCGUCCAAGGUGCCCCCGUCGUCCUUCCUGUCGCACCACCUCGACAUCUGCACCGAGGGCCUCGGCUCCGAGAGCUCCGGCGACAUCGAUCUCAGCGACCUCACCGACGACGUCAACGGCAACGACAACGACCACGACGCCGCCUGCGUUGACGUCGGGCAGGCACUGCCGUGCAAGUGGCAGCAUCGUGACGGAGGAGGUGAUGGGGAGCCGGGGAGGGCGAGGAGCGCCAGGCCAGCGUUCCCGCCGCCGAUCUCGCUGAUCGGGGCCGGCGGGAAGCCGUGGCUCUACCUCCGGCCACAGCGGGAAGACGGCCGUCUCGUGCUGCGGGAGGUGAGGAUACCGUCACGGGAGCUCCUCCAGGCGCGCCGGGAGGACGGCCGGUUCAAGCUCCAGUUCGCCCAGCCCCAACCGGACGACGAGAAGGACGAAUGCCAGUUGGCCCAGGGCCAAGAUCCAGCAGAUGCAAUGGCGCCAGAUAAAACGCAACAGGGGAACGAGAAGGACUAG
This is a messenger RNA of Miscanthus lutarioriparius, 660 nucleotides long. The record is from the annotation of a GenBank genome assembly. NCBI's taxonomy places the organism in Eukaryota, Viridiplantae, Streptophyta, Magnoliopsida, Poales, Poaceae.